AUUUCCCCAGACCGAUGCACAUCUACCCCUCCUUUUAAAAAUGUGAUAGAAAUAUAAACCCGGAGAAUAUUUGGAUACGGUGGUCUUAUAAAGUAAUUGGAAUUUCGCCGGAAAAACAAAACUCCGGUACCGGAAUGAAGAGGUGUGAGCUGUGCAGCCACUUUGCUCGGAUGUACUGCCAAUCCGAUAACGCUAGCCUCUGUUACGACUGCGAUCAAAACGUUCACUCGGCCAAUUUUCUAGUAGCCAAACACUCCCGAACUCUCCUCUGCCAUAAAUGUCAAUCUCCGACUCCCUGGAACGCUUCCGGCGUAAAUCUCGGUCGCACAGCCUCCGUAUGUGUUAACUGUCUUGACGAACAUCCAUCUCAACGGCGAGUGUUGCAGGAAGGUGAUACUAGUCUCCGUGGAAACGAUGUCGUAGAGGAGAAUUGUGAUGUACAUGAUGAGGAUGAAGACGGAGAUACAGACGACGACGAUACAGAAUCAAGCGAUGAGAGUGAAGAUGAGGAUGAGGAUGAAGAUGAAGAUGAAGAUGCAGAGAAUCAGGUGGUUCCGUUGUCGUCAGCCGCGUCGCCACCGGCCACCGGUUCUUCGAGCAGUGAGGAAUUUUCUUCAAGUAGACUCUCAUCUGAUGGUUUUAGAUCCGCAUCUAAACGAGAACGCCUGGAUCCUUGUAUCGAUUCUGAGGACGAUACACCAUGUUCAUCGGAAAAAUCCAGCAGUAAAAGGAGGACGGAGAUUGAUGAUGCUAUUGCAUUAGGAUAUUUCAGGCCAUCAAAUAGAAUCGGAGAUCGUGGUGAAGCAUGUGAUUGCCUGAUUGAAUCUUCUUCUAUUGAUUCAAUUCAAGUUGAACAAAUCUCCACUUUCACCAGCGCUCUUAAAUUUCUUACACUGCUUUCUUCGUACACAGUUUCAAGAAGAGGCCACUGGUUCUUAUACCCAACAAGUUGUAAGGGGUUGGCAUUAUUCAAUACAAUGGUUACAAAAAAAAUUCAUCAAUUCAAAUCAAUGUUCAAAUCUACACAUAUUCAUAGACCAGGGUCAAGUAUAAAACGAUGGAAUCACCAGCUAAUUUGCAAGAUUGAAUUGAACUGUGAAUCUGCAUAAAUGGAUUUUAUUUCACUAUGAAUGAUCUUGGAGCUCAAAGCUGGAAAAUGCCUCUGAAUUUGUGAUCUUGAAGAAAGAAAGCUUAGAGGUAUGAACUUGAUCACCUUAAAUUUUAACUACAAUGGAGUAAUACAGGACAAUUUUGAAGUCAAUGUAUGAAGCUCUAUGAUUCUAUAAUUUCUUUGAUCUAUAGUAUACUGUAUUGUUCACUGUUCUUCAAAAAUACAUUAUCGUCUAUGAUUUGUUGUAUAUGGAGGAUAAUUGAAGUAGAGUACGAAUGUUUGAUAAAACUGUAUCAUUUGGUGCU
This is a messenger RNA of Lactuca virosa, 1416 nucleotides long. The record is from the annotation of a GenBank genome assembly. Lineage: Eukaryota; Viridiplantae; Streptophyta; Magnoliopsida; Asterales; Asteraceae.